Molecule: messenger RNA, 309 nt
Organism: Sungouiella intermedia
Lineage: Eukaryota; Fungi; Ascomycota; Pichiomycetes; Serinales; Metschnikowiaceae
Source: the annotation of a GenBank genome assembly
AUGAGUAGGCCACGCUACUUAACAGACACAGAACGUGCAAAAGUUCUCGAAUUCUCCGACCAAAUUCAUUACAGCCCCCACUACAAAGAUGACACCAACGAGUACAGGCACGUGAUGCUCCCCAAAGCCAUGCUCAAGGCCAUUCCACAAGACUAUUUCAAUCCAGAGACUGGCACAUUACGGAUCUUGUUGGAAGAGGAGUGGCGAGGCCUCGGAAUCAUCCAGUCAUUGGGUUGGGCUCACUAUGAGACACACGCGCCGGAGCCCCACAUUUUGCUAUUCAAACGUGCCAUUAACUUUGGCCAGUGA